AUGGCAACCCAAGCACCCUCCACAAAUGGCGACCACAGUGCUGAAUACAAGGCGCUGUGGGCGAACAAAUACCGCGGAGCAACGGUAGAAGACCUCGACCCACCUCCAGCUCUCUCCGUCAAGCCUACAGACCCUAUCUCAUGGGCGCUCAUGAGUGGCCUCGAACGCGACUACACGCACCUGACUGUCGUGUCACAAGAGAACCGCGCUCUGCUCGGAUACAUCAGCAUCCCGCGCCUACAGCAGUUGCUGAAAGAGCGCAAAGUGAAUGAGAAUGACGCGGUUGAGGCAGCAAUGCACAAGUUCCAGCGACGUGGGAGGCGAUACAAGGUCAUCGACAUGGAGACGCCGCUUGAGGAGCUCGAGGAGUUCUUCAAGGGUGGAGUGGACGGUAGUGGGAAGCAGGACUUCGCGGUCGUCACAGAUGCAAGCCGCAAAUUUGUCCUUGGUGUCGCAACGACAGACGACUUGGACAAGUUUCUGAAGACAAGGGCAUGA
Messenger RNA from Boeremia exigua, 498 nucleotides. RefSeq lists its product as uncharacterized. The record is from RefSeq and is a predicted model, not a curated record. NCBI's taxonomy places the organism in Eukaryota, Fungi, Ascomycota, Dothideomycetes, Pleosporales, Didymellaceae. The transcript is spliced from 2 exons. The coding region runs from base 1 to 498 and encodes 165 amino acids.